AUGGAGGAUAUUAAGGAAGAGAUAAAUUACUGGGAAUCUGCGGUGGAAUGCUAUAUUCUAGGGUCCAAUCCACCACAAGCAGUAAUGGAUGGGUAUUUCAGGAGAAUUUGGGGGAAAAUAGGAGUAGAUAAAGUUGCACAGACUAGUAAAGGAGUAUUUAUUGUCAGAUUUCACAACAUAGUAGACAGGAACAAAGUGAUUGAAGAAGGAGUCCAAAUGUUUGACAAAAAGCCAGUUAUAAUUAGAGCAUGGACACCGGAUAUGGAGUUCACAAAAACACAAAUGGAGAAGAUACCAGUGUGGGUGAGAUUGCCAGGACCGGAGAUUAAAUACUGGGGAAAAAUUGCUUUAACAAAGAUAGCAAGGAUGAUUGGUAAACCACUUAAAGCUGACAAUGCAACAACACAUAGAGAAAGAUUGACAUAUGCUAGGGUGUUGGUUGAGGUAGAGUUGAACAACAAAUAUCAAAACUCAGUAAUGUUUGAGAAUGAACAUGGGAGAAUAAUUGAACAAGAAGUGGUAUAUGAAUGGAAGCCUGUGCUAUGUGAAAAGUGUGACAAUUAUGGCCAUGAAAUGAAAGAAUGCAGAAAGUGGAUCAAAGAAGAAAAAGAAAAGCAGAAAGCACAUGAAGUGACUAAUAAUGAACAGGGGAAGGGGAAUAUCCAAAACAAGGGGAUAGAUAAUGGAAAGCAGAAGGUAGCAGAGGCCAACUUGGCUAAAGAUACAGGGCUGGAGAAUAAACAGAACAAGCAGAUAGAAGGAAAAGGCUAUCAGGCUAAAUACAAGACUGGCAAAUACAUAGCUAAGGGAGCAACAAUGCAGAACACAACACUUAAGCUAGGGAAUACAUUCUCUAGCCUAAUGGAGCAGCAGACAACAGGUACAAGACCUAAAGAACCUAGUUCUUCUAUACCUUAA
This is a messenger RNA of Nicotiana attenuata, 918 nucleotides long. RefSeq lists its product as uncharacterized. The record is from RefSeq and is a predicted model, not a curated record. The transcript has a single exon. The coding region runs from base 1 to 918 and encodes 305 amino acids. NCBI's taxonomy places the organism in Eukaryota, Viridiplantae, Streptophyta, Magnoliopsida, Solanales, Solanaceae.